AUGAAAGCUAAGUGCUGGUGCAUUCUGACAGAGUACAAGCUAGCAAAGAAAAAUAGUGCGGGAACGAAAUCAAAAGAUGUGUUCUCAAAGUUGCUGAAAAGGCUCACAGUUGAACUGUCAAACCAAGAAGAGAACCUCAAAGCAGGCUUUAAAAAGUGUGGUAUUUAUCCCUUUGACAAAACACCUGUACUCAACCGUUUACCACAAGAAUCACUCAACGAGAAACUCAACAAUACUGUGUCUGAAAUGUUUACAGAACAUCUAAAACGUCUUCGCAAUGAUGACAAUGACGGGCCAGCCAGGAAGAUGAGAAGGAAGAAGCGUGAGGUAGUUCCUGGGAGGAACAUUGUUGCCCCUCAAGAUCAAGAAUCUGUUGCAGAGGCAGUUGCAGGAAGGGCAAAGCCAGAAACUGCGGAGGUGACAUUUGUGUCAGAUGUUCCAUCGGAUGAAGAGCUGAACCUGUCCAGUGAAGGCGAGUGGACACCCGCUGAACAGGCCAGGAACAGGAGCAUAUUUGAUUAUUUUCACUGA
This is a messenger RNA of Dicrocoelium dendriticum, 531 nucleotides long. The record is from the annotation of a GenBank genome assembly. NCBI's taxonomy places the organism in Eukaryota, Metazoa, Platyhelminthes, Trematoda, Plagiorchiida, Dicrocoeliidae.